UACAUUUCACUUUUUCUAUUUUUCUUCUUACUAGUCUAAAAGCAUCCAACAGCUGCUGCAACUAUGGUCAUCCCAGAACAAAUUGUCGAGGAAGAGACCAAGUGGGUCACAGCUAACGGCUACCAAUUCUAUACUCGCCUAUUCAAGUCCGCAAUCCAGCCACCCAAGGCCACCCUGCUGUUCAUGCAUGGAUUAGGUGACCAAGUUGACAACUACAGAGCAAUGGCUUCAUACCUUGCACGUGCUGGAAUUCAGUUCUUUGGGUUCGACCAGCGUGGAUUUGGCAAGUCUGGGAGCAAGGCCAGUGACUUGGGAGACAAUGGCGGUAUGGACAACGUUGUCAAGGAUAUCGCUGCCAUGAACAGCCUUGCUAUGAUCGACGGUGUGAAACAUUUCAUGUUUGGCAUCUCGAUGGGAGGCAUGCACGUUCUCAACUACUGCCUGCUCUACAACCAGGAUCGUCAUAUCGCCGGUAUCAUAUCACAAGUUCCUGGACUGAAGAGUUUGGGGUUCCUAUUACCGAGUGAUGAGGAUGUCAAGAGCUGUGAAGUAGACUCUGCCAACCGCAAGGUCAAGAGAAGUUACAAAUCCACACCAGAGACGCUUUGUAAUAACCAAGAGUCUUUGAAGCGGUGGGAAAGCAACGACCGCAAUUUAGGCUACUCUGCCUUGGGUACUUUGGUCGAUAUGUAUACUUUAGGCCCUCGCAUUACUGCUCGCGCGCCUGAUUUCACCACGCCAGUGCUGCUGAUACAUGGGGAUGGUGACACUAUCACGGAUCCGAAUGCCACGAGAAAGUUCUUUGCUGGUCUGCCCGAUGAUCUUGACAAGAAGCUCAAGAUAAUUGAGAACUGCCCUUUCCAUGUGCUUAACUGUGCGGUUGGACUUUAGCUAGAGCUAAUCGAUGAAUACACACAGUGGAUUCUGUCGCGCGUGGAGAGGGAUAGCUAGAUGGGCUGUAUAGCCUGCAUAGCCAACUAUACUUUCAAUACAUCCAACAAAGGAGAA
This is a messenger RNA of Linderina pennispora, 1008 nucleotides long. RefSeq names its product alpha/beta-hydrolase. Gene Ontology annotation, cellular component: membrane. The transcript has a single exon. Gene Ontology annotation, molecular function: lipase activity. The record is from RefSeq and is a predicted model, not a curated record. Lineage: Eukaryota; Fungi; Kickxellomycota; Kickxellomycetes; Kickxellales; Kickxellaceae. The coding region runs from base 64 to 891 and encodes 275 amino acids.